This is a messenger RNA of Eriocheir sinensis (Chinese mitten crab), 1272 nucleotides long. RefSeq lists its product as uncharacterized. NCBI's taxonomy places the organism in Eukaryota, Metazoa, Arthropoda, Malacostraca, Decapoda, Varunidae. The transcript has 2 exons. The record is from RefSeq and is a predicted model, not a curated record. Bases 1 to 1272 code for a protein of 423 amino acids.
AUGGGAAACACUCCACUAUCCACCACAGAGGCAGAGAAAGACCUGGGAGUGUAUGUUACCAGGCUACCAGUGAAGGGAUAUCCAGCACACCAAUACCACAUGGGAAACACUCCACUAUCCACCACAGAGGCAGAGAAAGACCUGGGAGUGUAUGUUACCAGGCUACCAGUGAAGGGAUAUCCAGCACACCAAUACCACAUGGGAAACACUCCACUAUCCACCACAGAGGCAGAGAAAGACCUGGGAGUGUAUGUUACCAGGCUACCAGUGAAGGGAUAUCCAGCACACCAAUACCACAUGGGAAACACUCCACCAUCCACCACAGAGGCAGAGAAAGACCUGGGACUGUAUGUUACCAGGCUACCAGUGAAGGGAUAUCCAGCACACCAAUACCACAUGGGAAACACUCCACUAUCCACCACAGAGGCAGAGAAAGACCUGGGAGUGUAUGUUACCAGGCUACCAGUGAAGGGAUAUCCAGCACACCAAUACCACAUGGGAAACACUCCACUAUCCACCACAGAGGCAGAGAAAGACCUGGGAGUGUAUGUUACCAGGCUACCAGUGAAGGGAUAUCCAGCACACCAAUACCACAUGGGAAACACUCCACUAUCCACCACAGAGGCAGAGAAAGACCUGGGACUGUAUGUUACCAGGCUACCAGUGAAGGGAUAUCCAGCACACCAAUACCACAUGGGAAACACUCCACUAUCCACCACAGAGGCAGAGAAAGACCUGGGAGUGUAUGUUACCAGGCUACCAGUGAAGGGAUAUCCAGCACACCAAUACCACAUGGGAAACACUCCACUAUCCACCACAGAGGCAGAGAAAGACCUGGGAGUGUAUGUUACCAGGCUACCAGUGAAGGGAUAUCCAGCACACCAAUACCACAUGGGAAACACUCCACUAUCCACCACAGAGGCAGAGAAAGACCUGGGAGUGUAUGUUACCAGGCUACCAGUGAAGGGAUAUCCAGCACACCAAUACCACAUGGGAAACACUCCACUAUCCACCACAGAGGUAGAGAAAGACCUGGGAGUGUAUGUUACCAGGCUACCAGUGAAGGGAUAUCCAGCACACCAAUACCACAUGGGAAACACUCCACUAUCCACCACAGAGGCAGAGAAAGACCUGGGAGUGUAUGUUACCAGGCUACCAGUGAAGGGAUAUCCAGCACACCAAUACCACAUGGGAAACACUCCACUAUCCACCACAGAGGCAGAGAAAGACCUGGGAGUGUAUGUUACCAGGCCCAUCAGUUCCCCUGUUUGA